Molecule: messenger RNA, 9949 nt
Organism: Gymnodraco acuticeps
Lineage: Eukaryota; Metazoa; Chordata; Actinopteri; Perciformes; Bathydraconidae
Gene: fam120c
Product: family with sequence similarity 120C
Cellular component (GO): nucleus
Source: RefSeq, a predicted model, not a curated record
CCUCCUUCCUCCACUUCCCUCCCACUCCACUGGGCCGCGAGGAAGUCGCAAGAUGGCUGAUGUCGCUUGGAAGUAAUGUUCCCCUCUGCAACAUGAAGCCGUGAGUGUGGAAGACAGCGAGGGAGGCACCAUCGGGCUUUUAUUUUAAUUUAAUUUUAGUUACUUUUCUUUUAUUUCGUUAAACAUCCAUCUCAUUCCGCGUCGUGUCGGCCCCGGACUUGUCUUCGGGAGUUGACGCGUCAAAUCACGCCGGGGACCCUGCCAGCAGCUAACGGCUAACGAUCACUUAGCAACUGUUAGUGCAGCUAGCCAGGCACACCGCUUGUUAGUUUGUUUUAAUUCAUAUUCUGACACCUGCAAACCAACAAGCUACCGAUACAAGUGCGGUGAUAUUUGCCGGAGGUAGUGCAGAUUAAAUGUCAAAUAUUUCAGCUGUCAGGUAAAAACACAAAAACGAUUUAGCAAGCUGCUCGGUUUAACAUCAUGUCCGCGAACUGGCCAUCCAGCCUGUGGGUUGCUAACUAAUGCGCAGUAUUGCAUCUGUUUCAUGUGCACAAACUAGCAGGGUAAUUGUUUUAUUUGCAAUUUUUUAACACCAUCAACCACCUUGCUGCAUUUCCGUUACUUGCUGCCAACUACAUUUUUGAAGCUGGUUAUGUUAAAGCAAAAUUAUGGGAGCAGGAAAUGUGUUGAACUUUUUCUGGUGGUAGGUAGCUACACUGGCCUUGCUGGCAUCUCACCAAAAAUCCACAGGGAUGGACACUAAACUGAGCACCCACGACCAAAACUGAGAAAUUCGCAGUUCGAUAUCUCGGAAUCAGUAACGAUAGCUGACACACGUGUACAUCAGUGCAUGGUGACUGAUUUCACUAAUCUGGGUGACAGAUAAGUUGUUUUGCAGGGUUAACUAAACUACAGUUUUUCACUGAAUCGGAGACCAGUUAGCUUGCCUAAAGUGCACAGCUAGCUCCGGUCUCGCCCCACAUUACAUUACAAACACGGCGUACAGAACGUAUUCAGAGCCCUCUCCCGGCCAGACACACAGGCUGAACAACACCGUCAUGGGAGUGCAGGGUUUUCAAGAGUAUUUGGAGAAGCGGUGUCCCGGGGCCGCAGUCCCGGUGGACCUCCUGAAGCUUGCCCGUACCGCGGCCCGCCAGCCCCCUCACCACCACCAUCACCCACACCACCACCCACAUCACCCCGGGCCCAUGCCUCCCCCGCCCCCGCCUGCCAGGAUCCUAAUCGACGCUGACUCCGGCCUGCAGCGCCUCUACGGCGGCUACCAGACGGACUGGGUGUGCGGGGGAGAGUGGAACGCCAUGCUGGGCUACCUGGCCGCCCUGUCGCAGGCCUGCCUGUACCAGGGGGGCCUGGAGCUGGUCGUGGUUUUCAACGGCACUGGGAAGGAGCGCUGGCCCGAGUGGGCGCGGCGAGCUCAGGGCCAGCGGCAGACCGCGCAGCUGAUAGUCAACCACGUCGGCAGCAAGGCCACCCCGCCUCCCAGAGCAUGGUUCCUGCCCCCGGCCUGCCUCAGCCACUGCGUCCGCCUCGCCAUGUUCCGCUUCCGAGUGCGGGUUGUACAGACUUUGGAGGACCACCACCAGGAAGUGCUGUCUCUUUACAGAGACUUUGGAUUUUCCGGCCUGAUCGCUCAGGAUUCUGAGUUUGCUCUCUGCAACGUACCCGCCUACUUCUCGUCGCACGGGCUCAAACUGAGCUGGAACGGCAAGAACCUGACCACACACCAGUACCUGCUGUCUGAGGCCGCCAGGCAGCUCGGGCUGAAGACACAGCACCUGCCCUGCUUUGCUGCUCUGCUGGGAAAUCAUAUUCUGCCUGAUGAGGACCUGGCUGCCUUCCACUGGAGUCUGCUGGGACCAGAACACCCUCUCGCUUCUCUCAAGGUGCGAGCCCACCAGUUGGUGCUGCCGCCCUGUGAGGUGGUGAUCAAGGCCGUCUCAGAGUACGUCUCCUCCAUCAAAGACCUGGGAAACCUCGACGCCAUCGCCAGAGAUGUCUUCAAACAGUCACAGUCUCGCAUGGAGGACAAGGUGCAGCGAUUCAAAAAAGCCGUGGAUUAUUUCUCAGCUGCCUCCAAACCUCGCUCGCCCAACAUGGGGCCCUCAGCUUUCAUCUUACCUGGGUUCGGAUUUGGGGGACCACCCGGCCACAUGGGACCGAUGCAGCCUGGAAAGAAUCAGUUUCCUCCCCCCCAGGUUCCAGGGUUGAAGCCGCCCUAUCAAAAUGCUCAAUAUGGACCGGGCUCUAACCCUAUGUUCCAGAAUGCGCCGCCACCGUCCCAAGACCUCAACGAUUCGCUGACGGGCAAGAUGGGCUUCACUGAUUGGUCGGCUCCAUAUGAUUCCACUCAGGGGGGAAAUCGAUUACCCAAUCAUCACACUGCCCCUCAGUCUGGUCCCUCUCCGUCUCCUUCAUCGUCAUCAGACGGAGACGAACCCAACGACAGCAACGCAAACCAUUUGACAGACAAGUCCUCUCGCUGGGAGGAUCCCACUGGAAGGGGGGGCUUGGCCACUGGAGACGGUUCCCAAGGCAACGGGAGCGUGUCACACAUUCCGUCACUGUUGUCUAUGGCGACACGCAGUCACAUGGACAUCACCACACCCCCUCUGCCUCAGGUCAGUGCUGAGGUUCUUCGUGUAGCCGAGCACAGGCACAGAAGAGGACUGAUGUACCCCCAGAUUUACCACAUAUUGACCAAGGGAGAGAUGAAGAUGCCAGUGUGUAUAGAGGAUGAGUGUAACUCUGAGCUACCUCCGGCCUCUCUGCUGUUCCGCGCUGCCAGACAGUAUGGCUACGGCGUGCUCUUCAGUCUGGCUGAAACCCACCGCCGCCUGGAGAGGCUCGCUAUGCGCAAGAGGGCCCCCCUUACAGUUCCUCCAGUGAUUGUCAAAGAGUGGAGCAGCGGUAAAGCCAAGUCGGCCCUGACUCCGGAGCUGGUCCCCGCCCUGUGUUUCCGGGAGUGGACCUGCCCCAACCUGCGGAGGCUGUGGUUGGGUCGAGCCAGUGAGGACCGCUCCAGGAGAACCAGGGCCUUCCUGGCCUGCCUACGCUCCGACUGCCCAGCCCUCCUCAACCCAGCACAGGUCCCCCAGCAUCUGCUGCUCAUGUGCUGCGUGCUCAGGUAUAUGAUGCAGUGGCCUGGUGGAAGGAUCCUCCAGAGACACGAGCUAGAUGCCUUUCUGGCUCAGGCUGUUUCCAGCCAGCUCUACGAACCGGACCAGCUCCAGGAGCUCAAGGUGGAGAAGGUGGAUUCCCGCGGCGUGCAGCUGGCUUCCCUCUUCAUGGCCGGCGUUGACACAGCGCUGUUCAUCAAUGAUGUGUGCGGCCAGCCGUUGCCAUGGGAACACUGCUGCCCGUGGGGCUUCUUUGACGGCAAACUGUUUCAGAGCAAACUGGCCCGAGCCGCUCGGGACCGGGCUGCCCUGCUGGACAUGUGCGAGGGACAGGAGGAGCUGGUGUCCAAGGUGGAGAAGAUGCGUCAGGCAAUCCUCGAGGGCAUCAACCUGUCCCGCCCUCCUCCUCCUCCCCCUCCUCUUCCACCUCCUCCCUUCCUCCCUGCUUCCAUGGUGCCCCCUUUCUACCCCAUGCCUCCCCUCUACCCACCUCGCCCCAUGGGCAUGCCUCAUCAUCAUCACCCACACCAUCCUCACUACCCCGCCCAGCACAGACCAAGAGCCUUCCCAGGCCUUCAGUCAAUCCCCCCCCAGGGAGGGAAACUGGAGAUCGCUGGCAUGGUCGUCGGCCAGUGGGCCGGGAACAAACCAGUCCGUGGGAGAGGGGGCUUCAACAUGCAGGUGGUGUCAGUGGGAGCAGGGAGAGGGAGAGGUAAAGAGAUUCCAGCUAAACCAAGGGUGGUGAAAAAGACGCCUACCAACAGAUCACAGACGUCGCCUCCCCCCCCCUCCAGCAGCCCCCCAAAGCCCUCCGAGGAGGCGGCCGGCUCUCCAGAGGCUGCGCCUCAGCAGCUGAAUGGCAGCGCUGCAGCCAUCGGCCCCCCCCUGGAGCUGGCCCCCCUGGCCCAGCCAAUCCCAUGUGCCUUAGCCAGAGACAACCAAUCAGAUGGGGUGGAAGUGGAGGCCCCCUUUUGCCUUGACGACUGCCCGUCAGACGGAGCGCUACAGAAGGAGGAGUGACAGCGUCCUCUCCCAGGAUGCAUUGCUCUGAGAGAGUUCUGUGUUUGACUGCCUUCCCCUGUUUUUGUAGCCCUGCCCUGCUAGCUGUGCAGCGUCACAUGGAGCAGGAGGUGCAGCGAGGCCCCCCCCUCGCCCCCACCCCCCCCCUGCUCCAUGUGACGCUCAGCGGCAGUUAGCUGUUACUUCCUGUUAAGUUUUUCAUGUGGUUUUACAUUGUUUUACAAAGAGAGGUUUUCUCCAUGAGUCUGUAAGCGCCCCGCCCCUCAAAAAUCCUAAAUGCCUCCCUCCUGCACUCAAGAGUAAAAUAAGCUUAAGCCCACCCCCAUUACAACCAAGCACUUAAAAAAAGCCACCCCCUCUCCCUUAAAGUAUGGGUAUCUGUACAGUUAAAAUGUCUUAUUUUGUGUUUUUAAUGGUCCCAUUGUUUGAAUCUCUGCACACAGAUGUUAAGCAUGCGGUUUAGGGUGACAGAUUGGAUGUGGUUUCCAUGGUUACAGCAUCUAGGCCUGGGCGCCAUGGUCAGUGUUGGCGUGUUUGAUGGUUGGUUUGUUGCCAUAGCCGUCUCAUGUGAGAUUUAUCUUACAUGAAUUCUAGGUAUGUGAGUAAGAUUUUAACAAAGUGAUAGUACCAUUCUUCUGUGCAGUGACCCCCCGCCCCCCCCGUACUCACAACGUUGGUAUACUUACUAGCAAAUAACCCCUUUUAUUGAUUGAUUGGUUAUCUAUCACAGGAGCACUUCUGCACCACCAUGGUAUUGGCGUGAUAUCUUACUUUGACCAAUGUAGCAUAGCCCAGUGCUUAGCUGUGCUUUGAGCCCCCCCGCAUUUAUGCACCUUAAGCCCUAAAGUAUAAAAGAUAUAACCCCGCUCCUCCAAAAAAAAAGUGCAUUAUAAUAUUAUCCUCCCAUGCCCCUUGUCCUUUACUCCCAAAGCUUUGAUUGUAUUACCCAAACGGAAGCACUUAAUGUUGUAUUUAAAUAUGAUACAUUUGAACAAACCCCUAUACCGGUUAAUUGACCGUCUGAGAGGGGUGUACCCCGCCCCUAAGUAAAUCAUUAUGACUUGUAGAACUACAUAUAAAGGUAGAGAUGUAUUUGAGAGACAUCAGAAUGUGAACUGAGUGGUUUCAGACAAAGAGGCACUUUGUUUGGAAAAAAAGAAGUUUAAACCACACUGGAUAGUCUUCUACCAGGUGAGAAAGAAAUGAUAAAACUCUGAGGCACGUUCUGGAGUUUAAGGCCAAAAAAUAAAAGAAUAAUGCUGCCAGACAAAAGAUGGAUAUGAACGGUGAGGGUUUGGGUAACUGCUGCCAGGCGGAGUUCCCCGCAGACUGGCCUCGCACGUUCAGACAUAAAACUUUGCAAUUAAGCUGAAAAAGGACUCCUGAUGUUCCGCGUCGAGGGUCCUUAGGAAUCUUUUCAGAUUUCUAAAAAAAAAGUUAUUUCCAAAGUGUAUUUUAAGAAAGGCCAGCCUACUGAGGCAGCCAGUGAUAUAAAAGGGGUGUGGCGAGUGACAAAUCCUCAAAGAGCCCCCCCCCCCACCCACUCAGGUGGUGAUUGAGUUACGGUUGUCAUUACGAUAGCCCAACACCAUGAGCCGCAGCGCUCUGGUGUGUCACUUUAGACCAGCAGAAAGCACUUCCCUGCCCUGAAGCACCUCGGCCUGAAAACACGGCGAGGCUUUAUGGGUCGGAUCACAUGACGGGAGAGAGGGAGGCCUCAUGGCGGACCCCCAGAGGGCCGCUCAACAAUCUGAGACUUCUAAGAUAUUGAAUUGUUUUAUUAGAGCACUUAUGUUUGUAGAGAAUGAGAUGUGUCCCCCAUAGUAGAUUUCAUCUGACUACGGAAAUACAAUUUACCAAUAGCCGGUAGCACAACUGCAAAAUGUAAAAAGCAGUACACCGACAGAUACUGCCUGAGAGAUGCUGGCCAUGAUCAUUGUAACUCUCUAUAAACGUACUUGGAGAGGUUGAAAUGAGCUCACUAUGUUAAAAAAAGGCAAGUCAACAAAGAAGCACCUUAUUUUCUUACUAUGUUGAUGACUUGUGCUCUAUCGUGUGCCACACAAUUGACAUGGAAAAGAAGCUCUUACGAAAUGCCGUUUUGAAGGAAAAAACCCUGACUAUAUCUGUAAGUGUUAAUGUAGUCGCGUCAGACAUCCCCUCAGUUUAUGAACUCAACCAUGACCGUUGACCCAGCCGCGAGUCGUAGGCCUACGCUCGCCAUCACAAGGCUGGGCCGCGCCGCCGUCUCUUACACCAACACCAAAUGCAAUCCAAGGUUUCGGACCCGCUAGCCGUUUAUUGGUAGGGAUUAAGAGUUCGAGUGCUGUAGGUGUUCAUAGGUUAAGAGUAGGUAACGGCGUCAGGCUGAACACAGGACUGUAAUAACACAGACACCAAGACUAGGCUAGAGAAUAUAGCUCCACUGGCCGAAAAAUACUAAGUCUAGAAUUACUAGGAGUCAUAUACUUAACUGCUUUUCAACUUUUGACAUUAGUACAAAUAUGUGUAUCGCAACAGUACAUUGUUAGAAGAUGGCUUUUCUGCGGCGAGCCAGAGCGUGAUCUGGUAUACGAUGCCCUCUCGAUUCGCUCGCCAGAUACCAGAAACGCCACACACACAUAUACAUUUAAACAAAACACACACAUACAGGUAUUCAGUUGCAUUUGUUACCAGCGGCAUUCUCUCUGCUUUUGUGCUGAAGUGAUUUUGUGCAGUUUCAGUUCCCAGUGGAGUGCUCUUCAGUUCAUCAGAGAGCAUUUUUUGGUAACACAUUCUACUGAGUCUUAUAAAAAAAAAAAUAUCCCACAUUUUCAAGUUUGCAUGGACGGAUUUAAAAAUACAUGCCAUGACAAACACAACCAUAUAUACACACACUUACACACACAAGCACACAUAUUACCACACAACACACACAUACAUAGAUGUUAAACCCUGAGUUACACAGUAGCUAGUAUGGAUAAAAUAAAGUCAACACAAUACAUGAUGUAGUGUCCCUCUCGUCCUUGUCUGUUUUAGUUCGAUAGAUAUUUGAUCAGUGAUUUUUAUGCUUGUUAUCCUAACCCCCCGCCCCCCCCUGCUAUUACACUUUUUCUCGCCCCCUCCUCCUACUCCCCCAUAAAAGGUUCAUUCACUUCUCUUUAAUGCCCCCUAAUCUUCCUUGUAGUCUACAUGCAUACACACACACACACACACACACACACACACAACAUGGCCACUGAUUUAAAUCUGCAGUAACACAAAACCAACACACCCAUUUUCCACACAGGUUACCCCUCCUGUCCGGUUCUUCAGUUCUCUCUUUCACUCUUAUCGCCUCCCUCUCUGCCUCUCCUUUUAGCCCCUUUUAGGACCGUUUCUAUUGGCUGUUUUUUCUCUUUGGGCUGCCCCGCCCCUUAAUCAACCCAACUAACAGUAAAGGUUAUAUUAACGUUGAUAAUCAGUUUCUGUAUGUAUCUAGCCAGAGUCUGGAAAAAAAAAUCUGAAAAAAAAAAUCAAAACGGUUUUAUUCAAUUGUGCAAAUGUGUUUUUUCUUACUAUUUUUAAUGUUAUUACAUCUUCUAAUCUAAUCCUUCUACCAUUGCUUCAGUUAGUACUGAAAUACGCUUAGCCAACCUAGAGAUUUGAACUGUAAUGAUUGCGAUUUUCCUUACCUGUAUUUUAUAUGGCAUCUUUAGACCACCGUUUAUUAUGUACGUAAGUAAAUAUUGCCCGUUUUCGAAAUUAAAAUUGUCGUCUGCACUAUGUUAUGAUCCUCAUAAUAUCCCUGAAAACUAUUUCGUGGUCGACUCAUUAUCAAUCUAAGCUGAACUUGCACAAAGCAGCGUAACAUCUCUUGUAAACACCUGAGAACCAAAGUACACCUAGCAUCCCCUCUACUCCAUAUAAAUCCCCCCAUAGCCCCUCACGCUCCCCGGCAUCGACGGUUUACCCCCGAGUAACAAGUUUUCCGAUGAGUAUGAUUUAUAUAAUGACAUUACAGCACGUGUGAUUUAUCUGACAAGUCUGUGAGGUAACGGUGUUUUUUAAACACCGUGGUUUUCGUGGAGACGCAGACAGACAGGGAAAGGAAGGAAGUUUUUGUUCGACAGUGAGUGAGCGAGUGGGCAGGUUUUAGGCAUUGUGGGUCAAAUCACCCCUCCUGUUGCUCGCUCACGCCUUUUUGUAACUUCUUCAUUGACUGAAUUCAGGCUGUGUUCAUUCAGGCUGCUUGCACACGCUCAGAUCAACACUAAUACACGAAAAAAGGAACAACAUCUGGCAGAUAUGCUUUCAGUCACGCUGGGGUUUUGGCGCCCACUUUAGCAUUUCUCACAUGUUAUUGUUGUGCUCUCUCAAACUUGCCUUUAACUGCCCAGACUCGGAUUGAAAGGGCAACUUUUUGCUGAUCUGAGUCUCUUCACACGUGGGCAUGGAUAUUCUGAAUGUGGCUGGAUUUUCCUCAAAACACAAAUCUGAGAUUAUUUAGCAUCUAAAUACAUGGCAUGAAAUGUGAAGUGCAACUAAGAAAUCAUUUAUGAUUGUUAAGAUCCACAAUCGUAUUCUAAGACCCAUACUACACCCUUUCACCAAGUUUCAGGAUCAUUAUUAAUUUUUGUAAACCUGUGUACAAAGAAACUAAUCUGAAAACAUUUCCUUGGUGAAGUUAAUUCAUAGAUUAGAGGUUAAUCUAUGAACAAAUCUGCAACUAUAUACCACCAUUUUGUUCAUUUAGAUCAAAUGUUGGAGCAAAAAUUCCAAGCAUUUUCUUAACAGGCCUUUUAUUUAUUUAUUCUAACAUUAAGACAAAAGCAACAAAGGAAGGGCAUAUUAAUUGAAAGUAUUUCUUAGUUGCCACGUGGAUUUGUUCAUGACUUUUUGCAUGGAAAUUGUGAAACUUUUUUUUUUUUUUUUUUUUUUUUAAUGUUAUUCAUUCAACUAUGAAUGAGUUAAUUGAGAACAUGACAUCAGAAACAAUCAAUUCAAUGCAUUUCUGAUCAAUUUCCUGCUCUCAGCCGAAGUGUCAUGAGGAAAAUUCACCCUCUCUGACUGAUAAGAGUUGUCCAGCGGAUACUAAAGGCAUCUUGCCUCACAGCCGACACAAAUGGGAGCGCCUCUUGAGGAGCUCGACAAUGUUGAAGAGAACCAAAAGUCCCAGAAGAAUAUAAGUGUGCUAUGUUGUAUUGUAGAAGUCAAACAGUGUUAUUGUCUGUCAUACAGAAUGUGGAAAGGGGUCAUCGGCUGUGUUGUACCUGUUCUGAUCUAUUUGCAGGGUUCUCACAGCAUUUUGUCCUGAUUGAAUAAAGGUCCCUAUAUGUCUGUCUCUCUCUACACUGCCAAACCCUCCCUCAACAGCCCCCAAGCUCCAGUAUAACCCCGCCCCCCCCCCUCCAAUGGAGUCCCAAGCUGAUCAUUAUUGGCUAUUUUUUGUUUUGUCACGAUUGGGCCCUUAGCCACAAAUGUACCAAUGCAUGUACUACAGUAUCCACCCAAAACUACAUGUGCAACGAAAAGGGUUACAUUUAUCCAUAAUAUUAUUGUUCUAGAAAUAUUAUCAUCAUUAUUGCUGUUAUAAUUAUGGUCGGUAUAAUUUGUCAUCAUUGUUAGCAUUAUGGAAGCACCGGACUGUUUGUGGAAAGAUGAGAAAAAAGAAAGCUUUUUUUUUAUUUUGUCUGGCUGUUGGUGGUCUGAUCUCACAGAGGGAGGGGAAGAAAGGUUCAGAAAGAGACAAAGAUGGCAGUCAUGUUUGUACUGGUUGGGAAAUGACUUACAGUGCUGAAAUAAAAUUUAUUCUUUUAGUAAAAAAAGUA